AUAACCGAGAUGUCAGCAGCCUGGACAAGUCAACAAAAGAGUGUUUUACACCAAGUCUCGAUGGUAGUACGAUCAAACCAGUUACUUAUGGUCACAGGACCUGUUGGCAGUGGAAAGAGCUCUUUACUGAUGGCCAUUCAAGGGGAAAUUCCCACAACUGAAGGGAAAAUUACGGUCCAUGGUCAAACAGCUUAUGUUAGCCAAAUACCUUGGAUCUUUUCGGCUUCCAUUCGUGAUAAUAUUGUCUUUGGACGACCAUUUGACGAGUCUCGAUACAAGAGAAUACUAGAAAUAUGUGACCUUCAGAAAGACAUCAAGUGCUUCCCUCAUGAAGACUUGACCAUCAUUGGUCAGAGAGGUGUAGGUCUCAGUGGUGGUCAGCGUGCAAGACUCAGUCUAGCUCGCGCAGUCUACUCAGAAGCAGAUAUCUUUUUACUGGAUGACCCACUCAGUGCAGUUGAUGCCAGGGUUGGACAACACAUCUUUGAUAAGUGUAUCUGUGGAGAGCUGUCGAAUCGAGUAAGAAUUCUGGUGACCCAUCAAGUACAAUACCUUCCACGAGCUGACAAGAUAGCAGUGGUAAGAGAUGGUGCUGUUGUUCUCGGGACAUACUCGGAAUUGAUCGAAAACGGAGUAGUAGAUACCUUACAGAAAAGACAUGAAGACACUACUAGCGACUACACAUUGCAUGAAGACGUCGUUCAUUAUAAAGAUGAUAAUUCUAAAGACAUGAGGGAGGAAGAUGAGGACCGAACUACUGGUACGGUGUCUUGGCGUCUGUACUGGAGGUUUUUCAAGGCUGGAUUACCCUCUGUUAUCAUUGUUUGCCUUGUUUUAUUUUACAUCAUCGCUCAAGCGUCAUCGGUGGUUCCAACUUGGUGGAUGUCACGAAUAGUUCAUAUGACACUACAGGACCAAAGAGGUUCCUUCUCCUUAGGCGUGUUUGGUGGUUUGGUUGGAGCAUCGUUAAUUCUUUUCUUAGUAAAAGACUUGGCUUUUGUAAGUGCAAUUUUGAUGUCUACAAGAAAGUUGCACGACAAGAUGACACUGGCUGUUAUCAAGUCUCCUGUUCUGUUCUUUGAUACCAAUCCUGCUGGACGAAUAAUGAACCGCUUUUCCAAAGAUAUCGGUGCUAUGGAUGAUCUGCUGCCCAUACAAUUCCUUUACUCGGUUCCUAUUUGCUUGAAUAUAGUUAUAGUUAUAUUGCUAGCUUUGGUAGUUAGCCUGUGGAUCGCUGUUGCUGUCAUUCCACUGGCAAUGCUGUUAUUUUUGAUUGCUGCGUAUUAUCUAAAGAGUUCUCGUGAGCUGAAGAGAAUAGAAGCGAUAAGAUGCAGCCCUGUCUAUGACCAUGUUGCCGAAACCAUUACAGGGUUAGAAGUCAUUCGAACAUCAGGGGCGGAAGAAGAAUGCUGCAACAAAUUGUUAAGGCUUCAAGAUGAACAUACCAAAGCCUUUUUCCUAGUCAUGGCAACAUCUCGCUGGCUUGGACUGUACUUAGAUUUACUGUGUGCCUUUUUCUUGGUGGGGGUAGCCAUCGUAGGACUGGUUGCCAUUCACGAUCACGGUUUGGCUGGAAUGUUGCUGUCACUUUCUAUCGCUCUUUUCGGUACUACCCAAUACGGUAUACGCCUGUCUACUGAUGUCGAGAGUCAAAUGACGUCAGUCGAACGAGUGAUGAAGUAUACUGAGCUACCUUCUGAACCUGGGUACACCAGACAAGACAAACCAUCAGAUGACUGGCCAAGUCAAGGUUCAUUGUCUAUACGAGACUUGUCCAUGGUGUAUUUAGAAGGUGGACCCUCAGUACUAAAGGACAUCAWYCUUGAUGUUCAACCCAAAGAGAAGAUUGGUAUCGUAGGUCGCACUGGAGCAGGCAAGUCAUCUCUUGUAGCUGCUCUCUUUCGGAUGCCCGAUCCUCAAGGCCAAGUAUUUAUUGACGGUGUUGAUCUUGGCACCAUUGAUAUACAGGCUGUGCGCAGAUCCAUGGCUGUUAUCACUCAAGACCCUGUGCUCUUUGCUGGAAGUCUUAGAAAGAAUCUAGAUCCAUUCAAUCGUUUUACAGACCAGGCUAUCUGGACAGCACUUGAUGAAGUACAACUGAUGAAGAAAGUCAGCAAACAGCACCAACAGCUAGACUACUGCGUAGGGGAAGGAGGGUCAGGAUUUAGUGUCGGUGAACGACAACUGCUGUGUCUUGCUCGAGCAUUAUUACAGAAGUGUAAAAUACUUGUGCUGGAUGAAGCAACAGCCAACGUGGAUUACAGGACAGAUCACCUCAUUCAGCAAGUAAUCAGGCAAAAGUUUACCAAGUGUACUGUGCUGACCAUAGCUCAUCGAGUGAACACCAUCAUGGACUAUGACAAGGUAGUGGUUCUUGACCAUGGUCACGUGGUGGAAUACGAUAAUCCCAGAGUUCUUGCUGGGAAAGAGAAUGGCUUCUUUUCAAGAUUGAUAAAGGGACAUACCAUGAAGGUCUGAUAAAAUUUGAUGUAKUUGGUAGUUAGGUUGCUACAUACAMWRGUUUGCUGAACUGAUUCACAAGUAUACUGGAAUAGAGCCACCAUUGUCAGUGCCACGACGAUGAAAUUUAAAUGUCCAAUUUUCACUUUAAUUAAACACAUUUUAAAGCACCGUUACAAAAGAAGAAAACUGGUGUUUUUCGUUUUUCGUUAACAAUUUUGGUUCGAAAGACAUAUAAUUUUAAAAGUUUAUGCUAAUUAGGAUGUUGAUGCCGUUAUAUUGUGAUCGGCUCAGUUUCCUUCAACAUAGAUUUCAGCAUAUCUCUAAGAAUAUUUGCUGUAUACUUGUAUUAUCAAGAUAUGAAACAUGAAAAUGCAAAAACUGUGAUUGCUUUUGUGACGUUAUCAUAUAAUCAGUUAUUGGCCUUAUGUAACCUGAACCCUCAAGGGUGUGUAUCAGUAACUGAGUUACUCGAGUAAAGAGACACACACACACGAA
This is a messenger RNA of Actinia tenebrosa (Australian red waratah sea anemone), 2958 nucleotides long. Its product is annotated as ATP-binding cassette sub-family C member 4-like. The record is from RefSeq and is a predicted model, not a curated record. Gene Ontology annotation, cellular component: membrane. Gene Ontology annotation, biological process: transmembrane transport. NCBI's taxonomy places the organism in Eukaryota, Metazoa, Cnidaria, Anthozoa, Actiniaria, Actiniidae. Gene Ontology annotation, molecular function: ABC-type transporter activity; ATP binding; ATP hydrolysis activity.